AGAGGGCCGCUGCCGGGAAAGCAGAAGAGUGAGAGCUUCACCCAGUGUGUACUACUGCAUGUCGGACUCUGACUUAUCUUUGCGUGGAACCUCAAGGUUUCGUAUUUAAAUCCACGUUUUAGCGCCCCGGACUCGCCUUUUGGAAGGAACGUUUCUGAUACCCACAACACAUCGCCGUGACGAUGGGACGUCUCUUCUAGAGGGAGGCUUUUUUUUCGUAUUUGGUGUCGCUGGGUUACCGCCUCCUCUGCGUGAACUGCUACUUACACUUGCAGGAUGAUGGCUUUGUAGCACCAGCAAAUACUCAGGAAAUUAUUUGCUUAGUGUGCAGUGUUAACGGAGAACCAUCCAACCAUGGGUCCCCUCGCUACACCUAAAAAAGGAAGGGAAGCAGGUUCAGUUGAUCCCUGGACACCCACCUCCAACCUCAAAAUGCUCAUCAGUGCAGCUAGUCCAGACAUCAGGAACAGGGAGAAGGAGCUGUGCAUGGACAACGACGGGCGGGAGGGUGUCGACCCUACACAGGACACUGAGAAUGGAGAAGAGUCUGAGAAAUGGAUCAGCAGGAAAGACAAGAGUCUGGGUUUGCUCUGUCAUAAAUUUCUCUCACGCUACCCAGACUGCCCGAACCCGGCCCUCAACAACGACAUCUGCCUGGAUGAUGUGGCCACUGAGCUCAAUGUAGAACGCAGGCGCAUCUACGACAUCAUGAACGUGCUGGAGAGCCUCCACAUGGUGAGCCGCUCGGCCAAGAAUCGCUACACGUGGCAUGGCCGGAGCAAACUGGCCCAGACUCUGGCCAUUUUAAAGCAGGUGGGCGAGGAGCACCGGUACGGCCAGCAGAUGCAACAGAUCCGGCAGCGUCUCCUGGAUAAGGAGUUUGAGUUUGACGGGGAGGAGAAGGAGAACAAGGACGUGGUGGUGGACCCAGAGAGUGGGGAGCAGGGCCAGAGGGAGCUCUUCUUUGUGGAGCUUCCAGGAGUAGAGUUCAAAGCAGCCUCUGUUAACAGUCGAAAGGACAAAUCUCUGAGGGUGAUGAGCCAGAAGUUUGUCAUGCUCUUCCUGGUGUCUAAUCCCCGGGUUGUCAGUUUGGAUGUGGCCGCCAAGAUUUUGAUCGGAGAGGACCAGGGUGCAGAUCAAGACAAGAACAAGUUCAAGACCAAAGUGCGGCGGCUGUAUGAUAUAGCUAACGUGCUCCGGAGCCUGAAGCUCAUCGAGAAAGUCCACGUGACGGCAGAGAGGGGGAGGAAACCAGCCUUUGAAUGGGUCGGCCCAGAAGAAUUCCCACAAGUCAAAGACCUGGAAGACUCCACAUCCGAAUGCCAAUCCAAGAAUAAAGGCAUCCUGGAGUCCCGUUCAUCUGUAGAAAACUGUGCCAAAAACCUUUUUUCAUCACCUGGAGCUAAACGCAGCUUCACCCGACACCCCUCCCUCAUAAAGCUGGCCAAGAGCAUUCAGGAAGACCGCCGCAAGAUCAACUCAGCCCCCAGCAGUCCUGUCAAGAGUUCUCUCAGUGAAUCGUCAAACAGUGACUUCCCUAACAAAAUGGCCCAACUUGCUGCCAUUUGUAAGAUCCAACUUGACCAGGAGUCAGUGACUGGACCCAAACUUCAAAAACCUGCUGCUGUGAGGGUAGAGCCGACCUCCUCUGGUUCAAUGGAGCCACCUCAGGCACCGUCACUAGCCCCGACCCAGGAGCCCGGAGUCAACACUACUGUUCACCUCACCCCACACACCCCGCUGGCGGCGCUGCCUGCGGGCUCUGUUGCAUACAUCCCUGCACAGUGUUCAUCCCUGAUCCCCGUGUUGUUACCGCAGCAGCGAGGGGGCGGGCCCUACGCUGUGUAUUUGCAGCCCUCUUCCCCCAGGCCGAACCCUCUGGCCAGGCCGCAGCCAUCCAGCUUUGCUGUGCGCUCUAUGACCUUUGAGGAUAAGACUGGGCAGAGCCCGACGGGCCAGUAUACGCUCAAACGGCUGCGUGCAGAUUCAGUCUCGGAGAGCAGCCCUUCCAAAGCCAAGAGGACAGACCCCAACUUUAAGGACACCUCUCCAAAGCUGUGUGAUAUCCUGCAGGCCCGCCUGAAGGCCCAUCGCGCCAGUCAGCUCUCAAGCCGGCCCUCGCCUCGCGCCCUCCACCUGGACCCGGAGUUUGUAAACACCCCUGGUGGUGCUGCAGUCACUCAGACACUAGAGCAGAGCUUGGAAACCUUCCUGGACAGAGAGGACAAGACGGCAAACUCUGACAGCGAGGCAGGGCUAACACCGGUUAGAGCUGUGCCUCUAACACCAGGACAACUCAACACAGAGACUUUAGUACCGGCUGGAUACCUCAUCCCAAUCUCCCAGCAGUCCUUCAUCAGCGACAAGGAAGUUCAAGUUUCACUGAGAGAAAGCAGCAAGGCUACAACUCAAACUUACAACAUUUACCAGACGCCGACCGCAGGCUCCAGACCUUCCCUGGCCCAGGAGAUUACACCCACCAGCAUCCGCCUUCACAAACCCGCUACUGCCUCGCCACACGUCCUUCAGCAGGCCCACCGCCACAACAGCCCCAGUCCUGCCAUCCUCAACUUCACCCUGCAGAACCUGGGUCUGAUCUCAGGCUCCAGCCCAGGAAACAGCUUCACUGUCCCCCAGACUCCAGAGUGUGCCAGCAACACCCUACACAGCCCGCUGCCUGGCCCACUGGGUCUGCAGCAGAGAGGCAUGGUCUUCAUCAAACCUGUGUCCCCUGUGCCAAUCCAGCAGUCUGUAAACGGGCAACCAGUGGCUCUGUUCAGUGUGCAACAGCCUCUGAUGACCACCCCCAAAGGCGGCGGGCUCCCCCAGCACAGCUUCUUCCACACACCGGUCCAGCUCUCCCCUCUGGCUGCCAUGGUAACCACCGGUGGACACCUGGCCCCCAAAACUGUUUACAUCCCUCAGAGGAAGCUGGACGUUGCCACUGAGGACUCCUGAAGGGAUUUCUGUGUGCUGUGUGUGUGUGUGUGUUUUGGGUGUCUUUAUUUUCUGUUGGUUUAUCAUUUUACAGUCUUCAUUACCUCUGAACCUUUCGCAGCGGACUCACUGCCUCCACUCAAAGGCCGCUCUAAAAAUAGCUGCAAUGCAGACUUCAACUGUGUCCCUGUGGACACGUGGGAACUUGAUUUCUAAGCAAGUUCAGCAGAUGCUCAUGAACACUAUUGUCAUGCUGGUAGGAUUUAAGUUGCAAAAUCUAAUGGAGGGAAUUUGGAUUUCUUUGUCUGUUUGUUUGUCUUUAGUUACAUCACACAACCAUCGUUUUUUUUUUUUUUCUUGAAAUUACCAAGAGUUGUAAAAGUCAACUAUAAAGAACAUGUCAGAUGGAUGUUUUUCGACUGAAAGAUGAGUUUGAUUGGCAACAUUGUUGAUUGAUCAUUUUGUUAAAUGAUGUUUGCACAUAUGUACAUGUAAACUGUUACCCCUGUUCAAAUGGAAUUGUCAAGAAAUGUGAAUAUGUGAUUCAUUUUAAGACUAAUCAGACAUUUUGAUAAGUUUAAUUUAUAAGGAGAUUGCCUUCAUGUUUGAUGUCCUGCUAAAUGUAAAAUGUUAAUUGAAUUUUAAUACAAUACAUUUUUGUAAGAACAUCAUGUGGCGUUCAUGUGCG
Molecule: messenger RNA, 3625 nt
Organism: Acanthopagrus latus (yellowfin seabream)
Lineage: Eukaryota; Metazoa; Chordata; Actinopteri; Spariformes; Sparidae
Gene: e2f8
Product: E2F transcription factor 8
Exons: 14
Coding region: 355-2958 (867 amino acids)
Biological process (GO): regulation of transcription by RNA polymerase II
Cellular component (GO): RNA polymerase II transcription regulator complex
Molecular function (GO): DNA-binding transcription factor activity, RNA polymerase II-specific; RNA polymerase II cis-regulatory region sequence-specific DNA binding
Source: RefSeq, a predicted model, not a curated record